AUGGCAGCAGCUCAUCAUCAGGCCUCUUCUGGUUCGAGUGUUUAUGAAGUGUUCUUGAGCUUUCACGGAAAAGACGUUCGCACCAAUUUUGCCGACCACCUCUACCAAGACUUGAUUGGGGCUGGAAUUCGAACUUACAGGGACGAAGAUGAACUCCACAAGGGAAACAAUAUUGGCCCGGAUCUACUCGCUGCAAUCCAGCAGUCAAUAAUCUCCAUUCCCAUCUUCUCGACGAACUACGCGUCAAGCAAAUGGUGUCUCAAUGAGCUAACCGAGAUAUCUGAAUGCAGAAGAAGAAGACCAAUGGAACAGAUUGUCUUUCCCAUUUUCUACAAAAUUGAACCAAGGGAUGUACGAGAUGGGAAAGAUAUAGAAGCCAAAGCCUCUGAGGAAUACCAGAUGCGAUUCGACAAAUACCAGACAGGAGGCUUCGACAAAAUCUAUGCGAAAGCCUUUGGGGAACACCAGAUGCAGAUGAAUAGCGAAAAAGAAAAAGAAAUUGUGCAAAAGUGGAAAAGGGCUCUGAGAGAGGUUGGAGAAUUGAAUGGAUGGCAUAUGAAGGAGGGCAUGUAUGAAGGAAAGUUGGUAAAAGAAGUUGUCAAAACAGUUUUGAGUACACUGAACAGGAGACUUUCACUUGUUUCUAAAAAGCUAGUUGGAAUCGAAACUCAUAUAAAAGAAAUGUUGAUGUUAUUAGAUAUUGAAUCUAACAACAGAAACAUUGUAGGGAUCCAUGGCCUUGGUGGCAUUGGAAAGACAACAAUUGCUAAGGCUGUCUGCAAUACAGUCCUUAGUCACUUUGAAGAACAUACAUUUAUUGAAAAUGUUCGAGAGAAUGCUGAAAAAUAUGGAAUUCACUAUCUGCAAAACCAGCUUAUCAUAGGUAUCCUGAAAAAAGGAAAUCCAAAUAUUAUUGAUGUGGAUACUGGAAUUAAAGUGAUCCAGCAAAGAUGUUGCACAAAGAAAGUUCUUAUUGUUCUUGAUGAUGUGGAUCAAGAUAUUCAAGCAGAGUCUUUAAUUGGGGACCGUGAAUGGUUUGGUAUUGGAAGUAAGAUUAUUAUCACAAGCAGAAAUAAGAAACUUUUAAUUGCUCAAAAACCAGAUGGGAUUUAUGAGCCCAAUGUCAUGGCUUUAGAUGAUUCUCUUACACUUUUUAGUCAUUAUGCAUUUGGAAGGGACCAUCCUCUAGAAGAUUAUUUGGAUCUCUCAAAAGCUAUGAUAGAAACUACUGGAGGACUUCCCUUGGCUCUUCGAGUUAUAGGUUCAUCUUUAUUUAAGAAGGAAAAACCAAUAUGGAAAGACAUGUUAAAGAAGUUGCAAAAAUUUUCCAAUGAUGAUGUUAUGAAAAGGUUGAAAAUAAGUUACGAUGGAUUAGGAUAUUUGGAGAAACAAAUUUUUCUCGAUACUGCUUGCUUUUUCAUCGGAAUGAAUAAGUAUAUUGCAUGUCAUAUAUGGGAAGGGUGUGAUUUUUUUCCUCAAGCAGGACUUGAAGUUCUUUGUGAAAAGUCUUUGCUAACAAUUAGUGAAGAUGGUGAGCUAAGGAUGCAUGAUGUGCUUCGGGAUCUUGGAAGGGAUAUUGUUCGUCAAGAGAGCAUAAAAAAGCCAGGGGAGCGUAGUCGAAUAUGGUCUCAAGAGGAAGUUUUGGAUGUACUGGUUAAACAGACGGGAACAAGUAGUUGUGAAGGACUCAGUAUUGACUUCAGCCGACUCAAUAUUGACUUCAGCAGUAGAUUAAGGAGACAAUGUUUGAUGAGUGAAGGAUUUGCUGCAAUGACUGAACUAAGAUUACUCCAAGUCGAUUAUGCACAAUUUUCUGGGAACUUCAGCAAUUCUUUUUCUGAACUGAGAUGGCUUUGUUGGAGAGGAUGCCCUGAACAAUAUGCACUAACCAAUUUUUGUCCGCAAAAACUGGCUGUUCUUGAUCUAUCACAUAGUAUGAUCACAGAAAACUGGAUGGGUUGGAACUACAUCAAGAUGGCAGUAAAUCUAAAGGUUCUAAGUCUCUCGUCUUGUCGUCAACUAUCUAGGACUCCUGACGUUUCAAAAAAUCGACUCUUGGAGGUACUGAUUCUUAAAGACUGUGAAAAUUUGGUUGGGAUCCACACAUCCAUUGGUUAUCUCAACAACUUAGUCACAUUAGAUAUGAGUGGCUGCGAGACACUAGUGGAUCUCCCAAUUGAAACAUGUCAGUUGACUUCUCUCGAAACCCUCAAUUUAAAGCAAUGCAAAAAUCUAAAUAUGUUGCCAGAGAAAUUGGGCUCUAUGAUCUACUUGACAACACUUGAUAUAACUAGUUGCUAUAAACUUGAAUGGGUUCCAAAUCUUCCUUCUGGUUUAAAAUCUCUUAAAGCUUCUGAUUGCACAUCAUUAGGAUCACUCUCAAUGCUUUCAAGCCUAAAAAAUUUAGAGGAAUUGGACCUCAGUGGAUACAUCUCAGAUCUUCCCUCAAGUUUGACCAGCCUUGAUAUUAGUAGAUGCUAUUCAAUUCGAGACAUUUCAGGUCUUCCCUCAAAUUUGACCAGCCUGGAUAUUAGUUUUUGCAAAUCACUUCGACACAUCUCAGGUCUUCCCUCAAGUUUGACCAGCCUGAACUUUUGUUGCUGCUAUUCAAUUCGAGACAUUUCAGGUCUUCCCUCAAAUUUGACCAGCCUUGAUGUUAGUGGCUGUGAAUCACUUCAACACAUCUCAGGUCUUCCCUCAAGUUUGACCAGCCUUGAUGUUAGUGGCUGCACAUCACUUCAACGUAUCUCAAGUCUUCCCUCAAGUUUGACCAGCCUAUUUGCUCACGGUUGCAGCAGCCUAGAAGAAAUUGAAGGUGUUGAUGAGAAAUUUAUGGACUUCCUGGUGGUGUUCUACAUUGACUUGUGCAAAUCAUUAAAACAAUUACCAAAACUGAGGGGCUCAAAAAAUCUCAGGAGUUUAAAGCUCCGUGAAAAUCACAGCAUAUCCGAUUUUGAAGGCGAGGGGAUGGAAUCUCUGGAGACGUUGGAGAUAAAGGAUUGCAAAUCAUUAAGAAAAAUACCAUAUCUGCGAGAAUCAAAAAGGCUGAGGGAACUAAAAAUCGAAGACUGCCCAGAAUUAUUGGAGAUUGAGCGCCUUGAGAACUAUGAAUCCUUACAAGAAUUAUCAAUUAAUGGAGCCAGAUCAUUAAAAACAUUACCUGCGGAUAUCUCAACCCUGAAGAACCUGAGCUAUUUACGAAUCAGUAGGUUCUACUACUCAAUGGAAAGAUUACCUGAUCUUUCAGACUUAACAAGGUUGGGGCGAAUAGAGAUUGAGGAUUGUGGGGAGUUAACCGAAAUUCCAGGCCUUGACAGAUUGGAAAUCUUACAGAAUUUGUAUAUUAGUGGCUGCAAGUCCUUGGAAAGAUUACCAGAUCUUUCGAACUUAAAAAACUUGAAGGAUCUAAGGAUUGAAGGCUGCAAGAAUCUAGCCGAGAUUCAUGGUCUUGACACAUUGGAAAUCUUAGAGAAUUUGUAUAUUAGUGGCUGCAGGUCCUUGGAAAGAUUACCGGAUUUUUCGAACUUAAAAAACUUGAAGGAUCUAAGGAUUGAAGGCUGCAAGAAUCAAGCCGAGAUUCAUGGUCUUGACAGAUUGGAAAUCUUAGAGAAUUUGUAUAUUAGUGACUGCCAGUCUUUGGAAAGAUUACCGGAUCUUUCAAACUUAAAAAACUUGAAGGAUCUAAGGAUUGGAUACUGCAAGAAUCUAGCCGAGAUUCAUGGUCUUGACAGAUUGGAAAUCUUAGAGAAUUGGUAUAUUAGUGGCUGCCAGUCUUUGGAAAGAUUGCUGGAUCUUUCAAACUUAAAAAACUUGAAGAUUCUAUGGAUUGGAUACUGCAAGAAUCUAGCCGAGAUUCAUGGUCUUGACAGAUUGGAAAACUUAGAGGAUUUGGAAAUUAGUGACUGCGAGUCCUUGGAAAGAUUGCCGGAUCUUUCAAACUUAAAAAACUUGAUUGGUCUAGAGAUUGAUGGCUGCAAGAAUCUAGCUGAGAUUCUUGGUAUUGACAGAUUGGAAAACUUAAAGGAUUUGGAUAUUAGAUAUUGCGAGACCUUGAAAAGAUUACCCGAUCUAUCAAACUUAAAAAGCUUGAAGGAUCUACAGAUUGAAGGCUGCAAGAAUCUAGCUGAGAUUCAUGGUAUUGACAGAUUGAAAAUCUUAGAGGAAUUGAAUAUUAGUGACUGCGAGUCCUUGGAAAGUUUACCCGAUCUGUCAAAUUUAAAAAGCUUGAAGGGUCUACAAAUUGAAGGCUGCAAGAAUCUAGCUGAGAUUCAUGGUAUUGACAGUUUGGAAAUCUUAGAGGAUUUGGAUAUUAGUGACUGCGAGUCCUUUGAAAGCUAA
This is a messenger RNA of Telopea speciosissima, 4338 nucleotides long. RefSeq names its product disease resistance protein TAO1-like. Lineage: Eukaryota; Viridiplantae; Streptophyta; Magnoliopsida; Proteales; Proteaceae. Gene Ontology annotation, molecular function: ADP binding. The transcript is spliced from 8 exons. Gene Ontology annotation, biological process: signal transduction; defense response. The coding region runs from base 1 to 4338 and encodes 1445 amino acids. The record is from RefSeq and is a predicted model, not a curated record.